Fimicolochytrium jonesii is the source of this 4725-nucleotide messenger RNA. RefSeq lists its product as uncharacterized. NCBI's taxonomy places the organism in Eukaryota, Fungi, Chytridiomycota, Chytridiomycetes, Spizellomycetales, Powellomycetaceae. Gene Ontology annotation, cellular component: cytosol; cytoplasmic stress granule. The record is from RefSeq and is a predicted model, not a curated record. The transcript has 4 exons. Gene Ontology annotation, molecular function: RNA cap binding. Gene Ontology annotation, biological process: mRNA stabilization; positive regulation of translation. Bases 168 to 4508 code for a protein of 1446 amino acids.
GGUUACUGGAAGGCAGGGAGUAGUGGAACCGACGAAACACUCCACAGCAACCGUCGCUCUCGAUAGUGUCGCUGGUCUCGGGGGUCGGGAAGCUGCGAACGUUAGACGUGGCCUCUAGAAACUGUCUCACGACACGCGAAAAUUAGUUAUCAACACAGACAUCCAUCAUGUCUUCGGUCGAAAUAGCGACUGAGGCAGCACAGCAGCCGAAUGUUGCGGAAGAGGUUUCACAGGAAUCUUCACUGAAGAUGUCUGUUGUCGCUCCGACUUCGUGGGCCGAUUCGGUGGACAAGCCUACGGUCCCAGAGCCGAAAGCCGCCACGGCCGAGGAACUGUCUCCAGCGGCUGAAAGUGAUACAAAUGGGCUGGCGGAAGCAGCAGUAUCCACACGGAAAUCGGAAAAUACUCCCAAAGCCGAAGAGCCAAAGGAGGAGAAGAAGAUAAUCCCAGCUCCUGCACCAUCAGUAAACAUCUGGAAGGUGCGGUUAGAGGAGCAACAGAAGCACGCACAAACGCAUCCCCGCCAGACAUCAACACUCACAUCGAGCGUGGCCAACACCGCUGCGCCAUCAUCCAAAGCAUCGGAUGAGCCCCGCCAGCCUCGCGUGAGGCAGCCGUCCGCAAAGGAAAAGGCGCGGAGGGAACAGGAGGAGCGGGAUGCUGCUGAGGGUUUCGUGAAGGUUCAGUCGAAAAAGACACAAGCUAAGAAGGAGCAAGGCGGUAAGAAGGAUCGAGCGCGCCCAACGGGUGGCAAGGCAUCAUCAGGCUCGCCAGCUCCCGGUGCAUCGGCGAAACUUGAGAAUGGAAAGGUUGCAGAGGGGCAAGUGAAGGCUGCCAAGAAGACGACGAAAGAGGAAUCACCUGUGAAGACUGAAACAUCUACUGCUGAAGCGUCUGCUGUCAAGGAAAACAGCGAGGAGAAGGCCGCUCCGGUGCAAAAGCCAAAGGAGCCCGUUGCUGCCAAGCUUGUGCAGACAGCCGUGCGUAGCGAGAACCUGCUCGCCAAGGAGUCCAGCACAUCGAGCAAGAAGUCAGGUGCCUCUGCCACGCCUUUGAAAGCUGAGCUUUGGCCGACUCUCGGCAGUGCUGCUAUCAGCCCACCGAGUUCCGCAUCGCGCACCGCUUCAGCUGCCAGCGUAAGCCCCGUCCCUGCUCCCGCCGGACACAGCGGAACCAAGAAGGCCGGCUGGGCCAAGCUGGACGUGCCAAUCCACUACCCACCACCUACCUCCGCAGCCCGCUCUAUUCGUCCUCCCAGCAGCAAAGCUGCUGGCGGGAAAAAGUCCGAUGACCACGCUCCCCGUGCCAAGCAGCUCGCGUCUGCGCCCGCUGCUGCUAAAGCGGAUGCCGUCAAGGAAGAACAGCCAGCACCCGCAAGCACAUCCGCAGACGCCGUUGUCGCUCCUUCCACAGCCGAAACCCUCCCUUCUCGCGCCGAGGCGAGCAGCUCCCGACCCCGCAGCGGCCGCGGAGGCUCCGCCGCUCGCUCCACCCAUGCCACCACUUCAUGGACCGGCCCCUCGCAACAUCAGCAGCAGCAGCACCGCCAAGGUCCCCGUCGCGGCUCCAACGCCUCCGCCAUCUCCACCACGUCCACGCACAGCAUGUCUAGGCACGGAGAGGACGCCAGCCAGUACGCCCAGCCAUCUCAACAGCAGCGCGUGUCCCGCCGUGGCGGACGCGGCGGACGUGGGCAUUCGAAUGUAUCGCGCGGUCCUCGUCCAUUCUAUGGCCAGUAUGGAAACGGGUACCAGGGUCAGCAGGGCCCUAUUCAGACCAUGCCUUCCGUGACUGGGGCGGGACCGGUCAACGGCUUGGUCAACCCUUAUUAUGGAUAUGCCGAGGUGGAUGGCACCGAUGUGGAGACUUACAAGUGGUGGAUUCGUGCUCAAAUUGAGUAUUACUUCUCUGUCGAAAACCUCUGCCGCGACAUCUACUUCCGUCGCCAGAUGGACUCGAACAACGGCGGCGUGCCACUCCUCCUCAUCGGCGGUUUCAACCGCGUCCGAUCCCUCAUCAACGGCGCCAAGGUCAAGACCCAGUACAACAUUGCGGCCGAGAACCCCGAAGCCGUCGAGGCGAUCGCCGCGGUCGACUCGCAUACCUGGGUCGAGGAGUUUUUGAAGAGCGCUUGUGUUGACAGCGAGGUUGUUGAGGUUAUCGUUGAGGGGCCCGGCGAGGCGCUCGUCAGGCGCAAGGAUGGGUGGGAGUUUUGGCUCUUGCCGAAGGACAAUGCGACGCCAUCUACGUCCUCGCAACACAACGGCGAUACCGCUCACAACAACGUCGCCACCGAGGCAGCCCGCGAGGCCACCGCAGCGACUCUGCUGACCCCGCCGCAAUCCCCGGGCGACGUAUCGACCGUCUCCGUGAACCCGGCCGAGAGCAUCUCGGAAAGCAUCACGACUACAACCACCAUCGAACAACCAGGCCACCCAAACGGGGGUAGCCCAGCCGCGCGAGCUGGGCGAUUCUCAAGGAGCGAGGCGGGUGACGAGGGUGCGGAUGGGAAGGUGGAUGAGGAUGGGUGGGAGCAGGCCACGACCCGUCGGCGCACGUCACGGGUCCGUGGCGGGGCGGGGAGCGGUGCGAACACGCCUGUGCUGACACCGGUUGUCUCGCGCAACGGCAGCAGCAGCGGGUUCUUUGCCAAGGUGGAGGAGGAGACGGGGAACAGCGAUGGGGAUGAGUGGAGCGGCGUAACCAUGGGCGGUCGCGUGCGGCGGUUCAGCAACGCCGGGUUUGAACAGCAGCCCGCAGUGUCGACGAGUGAGGAGAGCGAGAGCGAGGAUAGCGUGGACAGCGAUGACGAGGAUCCGGACAUUGUCGUUGUUGCGCGCCACAUCCCCGCCGGGAACAUGGCUCCGAGCAGCGGCGCGACGUUUGCGAUCGAGGGGGCUUCGUUCGAGGACGAGGAGUGGGCAGAUCUUGACGACGAGGACGUUGACGGGUUGUUGAUUGUCACGCAGCGCAAGUCGCCCGUGCCUGGUCAGGGCCCCGACGCGGAGGACGAGUACGAAGCCGUGCUCUUCACCCUGCCCAACGGGCCUACCACCUCCACCCAGGUCACGGGCAAAUCCACCCUCGCCUUACUUCAAUCAACGCAGCACCAGCCGCCUCAACAGCAAGCGCCCGCGGGGGCGCAAUACCACAACCUCCCCCCGCGCAAGCAUGCCACGGCCCCCUUCGACCGCAACCGCAACGACGAGGAGAUCAACGAGAUCAUCAACGAAGGGCUGUACUACUACGAGCACGACUACCUGACUCCCAAGAAGCCAAAGAAUAAGGUCAACAGCGUCGCUGGCGACGAGUUCAAGGCGAUGUUGAAUGGGAUGGUUAGCCCGGCGCCUCUCUACGAGCAUUCCAAUCAUCAUGGCAAUGGAAGGGUCGUUAACCCGUACUUUGCGCCCUCGACAAACACACGCGGCAAUUAUACUGCGGGUGCGAGUGCCGUGCAGGUGCCCAAGACCCCGAGACGGUACUGGGUCGGUGCAACAAGCGCUAGUCCCCCCGUCGGGUAUCUGAUGAACAGGAUGGACGCGGAAGCGGAUGAGGAUGAACAUGAUAACCCCUUGGGAUCGUCGCCGACGCCUGGACGGGGGGUGAGCGUUCCCGCUGCUAAGAAUGAGCCGGAGAAGAAGGAUGCGACGGGGAGUGUUGCGCAUAGUUUCAACGAGUUCCCGGUGUUUCAGCAUCCGUCUUAUGAGCUGUUGAGGGAGAAUGGGUUUAUUCAGCAUAAGUACUCUAAGUAUAGGGCUAAGGCUAUCAAAGAACGCAAGCGCCUCGGUCCAGGCCGCUCCCCCGAAAUGAACACCAUCUACCGUUUCUGGUCCCACUUCCUCCGCGACCACUUCAACCCACGCAUGUACGCCGAGUUCCGAACGCUCGCGGUCGCAGACGCCGAGAACAACUACCGCUACGGUCUCGAAUGCCUGUUCCGCUUCUACUCCUACGGCCUCGAGAAGCGGUUCCGCCGCGACCUGUUUGACGAUUUCGUCGCCAUGGUCACGGACGAGUACACCAAGUCCAACGGAACCGUGCUGUACGGUCUCGAGAAGUUCUGGGCGUACUUGAAAUACCGCAAGGACAAGUCCCGCCGCCCCGAGGUCGAUGUCGCCGUGCAGGCCAACCGCGUGCUCGCCGACGCGUUGAAUCGGUUCCGAACCAUCCAGGAUUUCCGCCGCGCUACGGGGAGGAGCGUUAACAAUGCUACCCACCAUCAAGCGACGGUCGCGACCCGCGGUAAACCCCCGCACACCAACGGCGUCUCCCACCACCACCACAAGAACACCGCCCCCUCCGCAGCGAACACCCAGCGUCGACCGAAACAGCACCCACGCAGCAACCAUAACAACGCACCGGACUCCUCCCUCUCGUCUUCAUCGCACGGUUCCCGUCGUCACCCGCAUGGGCACCACCAUCACCAGCAUCACAACCCGCCGCCUGCGAUUGAGGAGGAGAAGGGGUUGUUUGAGAUGGAGAUGGAGUUUCCGCCGUUGGGGAAGUAAGAGACGUCACCCACUUUCGCGUAAGGGAGACCGGCGCAUGGGGCACCGGGGUUAUUUUUAUUUUUGGUGCGGAGCUACAAUGGGCGAGCGGAUGGUGGCGGGAAGGUGUCCCCUAUUCUUUCUUUUUUCACAUUUUCAGUUCAUUCCGCAACACCAUGGGUUGCACGAUACAUAGAAUUUACCCCCUCGCCGGGGUCGUCCCCUUUUUUUAUUGAUG